Molecule: messenger RNA, 1380 nt
Organism: Chlamydomonas reinhardtii
Lineage: Eukaryota; Viridiplantae; Chlorophyta; Chlorophyceae; Chlamydomonadales; Chlamydomonadaceae
Exons: 3
Coding region: 32-595 (187 amino acids)
Source: RefSeq, a predicted model, not a curated record
GUUCUCUUAGACGUCUUACUUAGUUGCAAACAUGAACUCCAUGCUCGUUGCUGUCCUCGCCCUCGCGGCGUUCGGUGCUGCCUCGGCGCAGACGACAACCGCUGCCAUCGACCAGAACUCGUGGAGCUUCAUGCUUAACCGCGAUGCCAGUUGCGCAACUAGGUACCAGACGCUAGUUGAGGACCCCUUCUACGCGAACGACCUGAUUUGCAAGACGCAAGUCAAGCGGGCGCUGGAGACCUAUGUGAAGACCGAUUGCCCCUCGACCACCGCUCCUAGCAGCACUGUUUGGAGGUGCAUGAGCGGAUACAAUGCCACCUCGGGCCAGGUCGACCAGAACCGCAUUGAUGCGUGGACGACUUUCCUGAAGGGUUGCGAGGUCCUGUACAUCGCCCAGCGUGUGAACACCGCCGAGAGCGAGGACGGCUUCCAGUGGCGCGACAACUCGUGCUUCGGCCGCUUCAAGUCCAUGGACGAGUUCGUGGCUUACCUGAAGAACACCCAGGGGGGCGACGGCGGCUCGGCGGGCAGCGUGUUCGUCAGCGCCCUCAACGUCGUCCUGGCCUUGGCCCUGGCGCUGUUCCUGCUGCGCUAAGCCGGUUGCGCUAAAUAGCGAAUGGUGGAUAGCAGCGGCGACCAUGGCCGCAGCUAGGGUGCGGAAAGGCGCCAGGGGCGUUUGCCGGCGGUCCAACUGUGUGGCGCCGGCAGGGGGUAGAUGGUGCGGGGCGUGAUCACAGGUCGCACGAGUGGCGGUUUACCUGUCAGCUACCUGCGACUAUGACCAAUAAGCUCCCCACAAUGUUUGGGUUUAGCAGUGGGGGUUUCCGGACGAACGGACUCGUUCCAGUUCCUUCAACGUGAGCUGUUGGGCUUGGUGGUGGACUGGUGGGACGUGCGGAAAAUUGCGAGUAGCGCCAACCUGGUGUGCACGUGUGUUUGUAUGUUUGGGACGGGCACAUUGCUUUGGGUGGGUUCAUAGGUAGAAGGGAAUCGGGACAGGCAUGACGCCAACGCUCGUGCGUAUGUGUGUAGGCAGGGUAGCGGGGGAGGGUGCGCGUGCAGGUGUGGCUCGUCAUGUGACGUGUGAUUGCGCGGCAUCUUCAGGGGGGGCCAGACGUCAGAGCCAAGCAUAAUGGGGCCGCAUGGCCUCUCACGGAGGCACAGCAAGACAGCUUGCUGGUGCCGGCGGUGGUGUCAGUGGCGGUGGUGAUGAGUCGUGACGUGAUACGGGUUUGUGGGACGAGGAUGCGGACGGGUGGCUGAUACGGAAAACACAGGAAACCUCCAUGUGCGUGACUGAGUGGAAGAGCUGCCGGAGAGGCCGGGGGGUACCCCAUUGCACAAUAUGCGCACGUAAGCCAUGUGUAAGCACCAGUGUGA